Molecule: messenger RNA, 1462 nt
Organism: Xenopus tropicalis (tropical clawed frog)
Lineage: Eukaryota; Metazoa; Chordata; Amphibia; Anura; Pipidae
Exons: 2
Coding region: 541-1359 (272 amino acids)
Source: RefSeq, a predicted model, not a curated record
UUAUAGCAUGCAGUAAAAAUUUUAUUGCUUAUUUUUUGCAACUUAAUGCACAAUUCAGAAAAAGGACACGCAUCAAAAUUGACGCGGUAAUUGGCGCACACGCUAUAAUUGACACACGCGGCAUUAUGGCGCGAAAUUCUGCACGCAAGUGUAACGUGUCAUAUACCACAUGACUAAUACCAUUUUGCGCAGUUGCGCUGUGAGAAUGUAGAGGGAAAGCACGGAAGGUGCUGGUGCGCAAUUGGCAAAGUGAUACAAGGUGACCCAAGUGAUGGAGAGCUGUGUGGAAGCCAGCAGUGGCAGAGGAAAAAGUGGCAAAAAGGAGGGAACAGCAUGGUAGGCCACAGGAGUCUGAGAAGAGGCACAGGCACCCUGGAGGAAGCCUACAGGAACCAGGCAGGUUCAAUGUCAGAACCCACACCACCAAAGCUGCAGAGGAAGGGACAGCAACCCACACCUGCAAGUAUUCCCGCUUCUGCUUGUCACACAGCUCCAGCAGUGACACUGAGAAAGUGAGGUCUGGCUUCAUCAGCAGCCCAGAUGUGUCGGAUGUGGAGGGCACUGAUCAGCCACAGGAAGCCAGUGGAGAGGAAAGAGAGGAGCUUCCACCCCCCUCAUCACCAAAAAGGAGCCACAAAGGAACAGCAGGAGAGCAGGCUGCGAAACCUGAAAUUCUCAGAAUUUGAGAAUGAGGCUUUGGUGGAGAGGAUCAUGCCGGUCUUCCACAAGAUAAUCGGCAAAUAUCCCUUCGAUUCCCACAGGAAUGUCGGCAAAGGUAGGUGUAAUGACAUUAAUACAAGUGUAAUUACUAUUAAUGUAAUCCAAUGUUUUCUAAAACAGAUUCAUCCUUACCACCACCUGGCAAAAGCAGACGCAGACAAUCGUCAUCUGCUCCCAUUCCAGGUGGUCACAGACGCUCCACUGCUCCACUCCCCACAAUGCGAUCCUGCAAUUGUAGUGGAUGUAUCAAGUAACGUGGCCUUAUUUUCGAAUGAGGAGCCAGCACACAUUCCCCAACAGCAGGUCACACCUCUUGCCAGAACCAGCACAGCUAAUGUGCCCCCCAAAGAACCUGAGAAGGAUCGGUUCCAUAGAUCCCUUAGACGCCACAACAAAUCAUUAAUGAAAAAGUUGGACACAUUGCAUGUGGACUUGUGUGUGGCCACUAAUGCCUACAAUGUGAGUCAGGCACGCCAAGCUGUGCACGAGGCUGCCAUGUUAAGCCUGCAAGAGGAGCGUUUACAAGUCCAACGUGAAAAAGUGGCAUUGUUGGCUAAGCAAAAUUCUCUUCUAGAGAAACAAAUUGCAUUGCACGAAAAAACCCCAAAAGGAAAUUCAGCCAACAUGCUCUACCACUAGAGAUAGUGAUGAGAGUUCAGCUACCUCUCCUGCAGCUCCCACUAGGCAGCUUCGUAAAAGAAAAUAAAUGUGCCACAUUAGGGAUCUGUGGAACCUAUCUUUU